AAUCCUGAAAGCAUGGAAAGCAAAGUCGAUCUUGGUAGAAUUUGAACUCAGAAAGUAAAAAUAAACGAGAUACCGCUAAGCGUUUUGUCCAACAUGCUAACGAUUCUGCCAGCUCACUACCUUAAUGGCGGAAAACAGCAGUGUGAGGGAAUACCUUAUAUUAUAAAUAUUUCUAAGGCGCGAAAUUUUUUGGGAAGGGACCAGUCGAUUACAUCAACUCCAGUAUGUAACUGGUACUCAAUUUAUCGACCCUGAAAGGUUGAAAGGCAAAGUCAACCUCGGCAGAAUUUAAACUCAGAACGUGAAGACAGACGAAAUACUGCUAAGCAUUUCGCCCGGCGUGCUAACGUUUCUUAUUUCUUUAUUGCCCACAAGGGUCCAAACAUAGAGGGGACAAACAAGGACAGACAAAGGGAUUAAGUCGAUUACAUCGACCCCAGUGCGUAACUGAUACUUAAUUUAUCGACCCCAAAAGGUUGAAAGGGAAAGUCGACCUCGGUGGAAUUCGAACUCAGAACGCAACGGCAAACGAAAUACCGCUAAGUAUUUCGCCAGGCGAAACGUUUCUGCCAGAUCGCCGCCUCAAUAAUAAAAUAUUAAUAAUAAGACAUUUUGCGUUCAUAUUGUCUCAAGUACUCCUCUUGUAUCGCAUGCUAUCGGAAGUAUUCAUCACAUAUUGUUAAGAAAGACGGAACUUAACAGAGUAAAGUGGAUCAUACACACCCUUGUUUCGAUAAAUUCUUUAGACACUCUGAUUCCUGUUUACAAUAUACAGAGGAGUGAUGCUUCAGUAUAUUUCACGUGAAAGUCUAUCCUAGUUUUAUUGUGGAUAGUGAAACAUAACAUUUGAUAUUAAUUCAGGUUAAUUUCGUGACUAAUCAUAAACUUAAAAAAUAUGUUGAUGUAAUAAUUACAGUGAUCUCAUUAUUGGUUCAGUGAUUUAGAAUGUCUACCCAAAGUCAACGUGGUCAGUGAUACGACAUAUUAAUCAGCUAAACUAAGACGAAAUAUGGCUGCCAUGCUGAUGACAAUAACAGCAACCGGUACACUUUUCCUUGUGAUUACUUUUAUUGUCAUUCUAAUAUCAUUAAACACAGAAGCGAAGGAACUUGGAAAUAAUUGUGAAAUUAAGAUUUCUCCCGAUGUCAAUAAGAUUUUAUCUCGUUUAGUAAGAUCAGACAUAAAGGUUUUCAAUUUUGAAGUCCAUUUAUCCGAUAAAAGGCUUGAUGUCCUAUUGAAUCCCGUACCAUUGGAUUAUUUUGCGAACGCGAGACAAUUUACCUGGAUUCCAGAUGAACCAGAUGGAUUAAUAGCGUAUAAAAAUUUCUACUAUGAUUUUUCAAUUUACUCUUUGGAUUUAUUAGGAGCUUACAUUGCUACUCCAAGGAUUGAUAUCGAUAUAAAUUGUGGAAGACAAAAUAUUCAAAGACAUGAUUUAAUACAUUUGAUUUUCGGCGAAUUGAAGAGAAUUGUAUUUAUCGAUACAUUGAAAAUAGGAGAAUCUGGUUACAUGUGUUUUCUAAUAAAUUUAUCCCAGGACAUGAAGAAGAACAGCCCUGAGGCAUUAAAAGCUUACAGAAGAUUGAGUAUAAAUCGAGAGUUAGUGAAGAACUAUUGCUGUAAACUCUAUAAAAGUGGAAGCCAUGUUUAUCACCCAAAAUCGAUUUGUUCUGGAAAUAUCAUAGAAAAUAGUAUGUUUCUCAAUUAUGAAAACAUCGUCGGAGCUGUUUUAUGGGCAUAUUUUCCCUUAAUUAUUAGUUUUCUUUCAUUGGCUACAUCACCUUCAUUUUCCCGUCAAAAUACAUCGCCAUUCAAAUUAGAAUGGAUCAACAAAAACCAUAAUACUUACAAUUUCCCUGAUUUUCUUUCAUGGUCAUUUUGUUUCCACAAUUCCACUUUCUUUGCCUCAAGACUAAGAAGAUUCUUUUUUAUUCUUUUUUCUCUUUCAGUAAUUUUCCUGGAUCUUUUGAUGCAUUACUUCUUUUUAUAUGAAACAACAAAUAUACUUUUCCAAGAUGAUAUACCAUUGGGUUAUCUCACCUUAAUAUUAGGUUUCUCAAAAAGUUAUGAGAAUACAGAUGGCUGGUUUGGGGGUCCGUUAGUGUGGUUAAUCAGUUACGUAUCUUUCAACUUUAUCCUCUUUGUUCUUCCCAGUCGUUUAAGUGAGACUAUCGCUUAUAAUACAUUACAUCAAAGAUCCACUUGCACAUUUCUCAUUCAAAAUAAGAGAUUAUUAGAGAAGUAUGGCAAUUUAAAUGUUUCUACACAACGGGAUUAUGAUUUACUCUAUGCAAUAAUGAAAGCUAAUAUUUCUACUGCUUUAAACCCAAAUUUCUGGCAUUUAAUAAUUUAUACGUGGAUUAAACAUAUCAAGAAAAUUUGGUUAUAUUACAACAAGAGAAAUAUUUUUUGCCAGUUGAUAUUGCUUUGGUUUUUUAUUGCGAUCACAAUUUUAUUUGCUGCAUUUUCUGUCUGUGAAUUAAUUCUGUGUCUAAUUUAUUAUGGAAUCCCAACAUUUUAUUUGAUUUUAACUUUACCAUUAAGUUAUUUUAAAGUUUAUAUUCUUCCACUAUAUCUGAAUGUCAAUUUUAUUUUCAAUAUUGUCGCUAUACUUAUUACUAUUCUAUCGUUUCCAUUUUAUAUAUUAUGGGCUCUUUAUUCAAUCUAUAUAUUUCUUACAAGUUUUCAAAUCUUAUGCAACUACACAUUUACGAUAGCUGUUGCAGUUCUUGCUAAACCUGACAAUGUCGGUGACAUAUGGUUUGUUGCCAUGUUUUUCGUGUAUUGCAUUGCAAUUGUGAACGCUAAUAUAAAGCAGUAUCAAUCAGUAAUGGUUAAUUCUGUAAAGCUCACUAAAGUUUUUCGUCCGAAUUUAGUUCAGACAAAAUAUGGAGAAGAAUUCAUAAAUGCCAAUUUGUUCAAGACAAUUGUUAACCAUCAUUUUCCAUUGAGAUACGAGAUUGGUAAAUCCAUUAUGAAACUGUUUCUAAUCGUAUCUCUUUUCUUUGCUUGCAACAACAUAUUAAGUCGAAAUGAUUUCGACUUUUCAACGUUCACAAAAAUUUCUUUGAUAUUAAUGACGUCUAUGAUACCUAAAUUAUUAGCAAUAAUUAAUGUUAAAUUUGGUUUAACUAUAUCCCUGACACAUAAAAUUAUCGAAACGAUUAUUGUAUUUGACCAUGGCACAGCACCACAUACCAGUUUGUCAAUUUAAUUAUUUUCAGUAAAAUAAAAGUCUGAAAUUUUCUGAAAUUAUUUUCUAUUCUCUAAAUAGUUUUAUCAUCAAAUAACGGCAAUAUGCAUUGACGUAUACAGAAAUUCAGAAUCACACACACAAAUCAAAAGAAAUCCAAAACAACAUAAAAGGAAAUAAUUCAACAUAUGUCGAAAUUCCGAAACCCAGAGAUCUGAAACUACGGCCAUUAUUGCAGAACCAGCAUCCAGUACACAACGCUUAAGCAACUACAUAGAUAAUGUUCUAAAACUUUUAUGUAAAAUGAUACCAAGUUUUAUCCGGGACGAUACGUCCACCAGGAAAAAAAUCUAGUUAGUUUUGAUGUAACUAGUCUAUGCACCAACAUUCCACACGACCUAGGAAUUGAAGCUAUAAACUUCUGGUUAACAAAACACCCGAACGAUAUCAUGGAAAUAUUCUCAAAAACUUUCAUUGUAGAAAGAUCAAAAUUAAUUUUGGAAAAUAAUCACUCUUCCUUCGAUAACAACUUCUACUUACAAAUAAAAGGAACGGAGAUGGGAACAAAAGUAGCCCCCACAUAUGCUACACUCGUUAUGGGCUUCUUAGAGGUCAAACUUUAUUCCCAACUAACGGAAGCAUUUAACGAACAAUUCUCCAUUUAUAUAAAAAAAAAAACAAUUCGAAACGAUAUUUGGACGAUUGCUUUAUAUUCUGGACCAAACACUAAGAAGACUCAAGAAUAUUUAACUCACUUUUAAACAACUUACACACUUCAAUAAAAUUCCCUAUGGAACAAAACUCAAAGGAAUUACCAUUUUUGGACUUCUAAUUAAAGAAAAUAAUACUAUAAAAACAGAUAUCUUCUACAAAUCUACAGACACACACCAAUAUUUGAACUUUUAUUCCUCCCAUCGCUCACAUGCAAAAAGGAACAUACCCUUUAAUAUGGUAAAAAGAAUUUGCACUAUAGUAAUAGAUGCAGAAUUAAGGGACACAAGAUUACAGGAAUUAAAUAUAUUUCUAAAGGAACAAAAAUAUCCCACUAGUUUCAUUGACACAGCAAUCAUCAAAGCAAAAUACAUCCUAACCACAACCUCAGAGGAAAACAAACACACAAAAAUAAAAAUAAAAAUGAACACAUAAGCAUUCCUUUUGUCAUCACCCACAACCCAAGAAAUCAUGACUUCAUCAACACUGCAAAGCGAUACCUCCCCAAUCCUUCAACAUUCAUCAAGAAUCAACCAAUUAAUAAUAGACUCAAAAAUGAUUUAUAGCAGACGGCAAGCACCCAACAUAAAAAACUCUUAACCCAAGCAAAAUUUACAACCACAGAAACAACAAAGAGAGUUAGAAAAUGUGAUGACCCUCGUUGUGGAACGUGUGACUACAUUGAAGAGAGAGAGAGAGAGAGUACAGAUUACUUUCAAAAACAAUGACACUUUCAA
Octopus bimaculoides (California two-spot octopus) is the source of this 4641-nucleotide messenger RNA. RefSeq lists its product as uncharacterized. NCBI's taxonomy places the organism in Eukaryota, Metazoa, Mollusca, Cephalopoda, Octopoda, Octopodidae. The record is from RefSeq and is a predicted model, not a curated record.